AUGGCAAGAAGCGUGCUGCUCCUGCUCUCGGGUUUCGUGGCUGUGUGGGCCGUGCAUGGCAUCUUUAUGGACAGACUGGCCUCUAAGAAGCUCUGUGCCGAUGCCGAGUGUGUCUAUACCAUUUCUCUGGCUCAAGCUCAGGAAGAUUACAAUGCCCCAGACUGUAGAUUCAUUAACGUCAGCAAAGGGCAGCAGAUCUACGUGUACUCGAAGCUGGUGAAGGAAAAUGCAGCUGGGGAGAUUUGGGCUGGCAGUGUGUACGGUGACAGCCAGGAUGAGAUGGGCAUUGUGGGUUACUUCCCCAGCAACUUGGUUGAGGAGCAGCGUGUGUACCAAGCAGCUACCAAGGAAGUGCCAACCACGGAUAUUGACUUUUUCUGUGAAUGA
Ochotona princeps (American pika) is the source of this 387-nucleotide messenger RNA. RefSeq names its product otoraplin (gene OTOR). Lineage: Eukaryota; Metazoa; Chordata; Mammalia; Lagomorpha; Ochotonidae. The transcript has 4 exons. Gene Ontology annotation, molecular function: protein binding. Gene Ontology annotation, biological process: cartilage condensation. The record is from RefSeq and is a predicted model, not a curated record. The coding region runs from base 1 to 387 and encodes 128 amino acids.